CUUGGGCUCAGAGUCUCCAUCAGCCGUCGCCGCCGUCGCCGCCGCCCGCCGCCCGCCCGCUCGCCUCUGGCCUAUCUCCUUACCAUUGCCCACUACCGCUGCUGUUGCCAUUUUAUUAUUGCUGCUAUUGCUUCUUCUGCUGCCAGCACUAGUAGUGCCGAUUCUGUACUAAUAACGGUGCCUACAUCAUCGCCACUACCAGCACUGGCUCUGACACCAGCACCAGCACCAGCAGCAACAUUCCGUCACACACGCUGCUACUCAUACUGGCAAUUGAUCACUGACAGUCGUCAACCACCUGCGUCGAAGUCGCUUCCACCAUCGGUUUUGCCAUUGUGCAUCUUCCACUCUCAUUACUGCUCGUUCAGCAGCUCGAUAUUGAUCGCCAUAAUCGUUCUUUCCACGACUCGAAAGGUUUCUCGGGACCCUCAUCCGUCGCACGGCACCCGUCAUCGUACGUCUGGCCUGUCGAGAACCUGUCAAAUCUUCCACCCUUCCGAAGUGCUUGCGACCGAGACGGCGCGUUGGCGUUUUCCCCUCCGCAACCCUAUCUCCAGACCAAAACAUCACUCAUUCAGACCGCCGGGGCCUUUCGACAGCCUGCGCUUUCUCGUCGUCACCUAGAGACACUUUGACCUGCGCUACGCUUAUCGUGGUUGAUGUCUCCCACAGAGUCUCGUGAUUGUCCAAUCCGACUGCGUCCCUUUCCUUGAUCGCAGCGUCCUUCAGCACUGGACAUUCGGUCCACUGUUGUUGGAACCAGGAUGGGAUUUUGGCCAUUUGGCGGAGGCAAAAAGCGCCGCACAAGUCAAGCUGAAGACCAAAGCCAGCAGACACUCUUUGAAAAACACCGGAAAGACAUCGGGACGCGGUUCAGAUCCAGUGGUUCUGGGGAAUUGGAGGCCAUGGCACGCCAUCGAAGCAAACGCGGACAAGAUGAAAAGCCUCGCAGACUCUCAAAGCAGCAAAGAGUCGCGAGUCAGCCAGCGAACUUUUCUCCCUCUCGGAUGACGCCUGUUAAUGGAUCCAGGUCAGAAUCGCGGAACAUGAGAAGGGAUUCGGCGGCAGAAGCAAGCGGUCACCGUAUCUAUUCGCAAACUCCUGUGUCCCACUCAAGCAUUGGACCUGAAGACUUUACAGCUCUUCCAGAAGCCCCGACUCUGUUGGCAAAGCGUAAAGGCUAUGAUCCCAGUUUACAGCGAAGGAAGUCAAGUAAGAGGAAAGCAGAAGACUACGCUCGGGAAAGAGAAAUUCGUGCGAUGAGUUCACCAGACCCCGGUUUGAGGCGUCCAGUCACGUACUCUGGCUCCGGUCCCCUGCGCCGCGAUACCAAGCAGGUGCCUGGGCAUUUCAAUCGUCGCCUCCAACGACCCGCCUCGGAAGUUUCAUUGCCCCUUCCAGAAACGAUUCAGGAGUCCGAGGAUAUGACCAAUCAAGCUUCAUUCAAGAUUGGCAUCUUAGCAGCAUUAAGUCCCCGCCCUACCCUCACAUACGUCGCCAACCCAAGGCACUCGACGGGCAAGCAACCCGCGCGACCAAAACCAUCAAUACAGCAAGCGAUAGACGAAGAAGAUGUUUCGUCGAAGAAGAGGAUUGACGAGCUUGCGGACGAGCUUGAUGCUGGAGGUCUGAGAGAGCUCAUGGAAAGGGAUCGGAGACGGCACGAGAGGAAAACAGCGGCCGAGAGAGAUCGUCUGCAUAAGAAGCUUCAACGCAAGGCUGAAAGACAGCGAGAAGAAGAGCUCCGUGCAUUGCGGAGUGAUGAGCCUGCUGCAGGCUCUGGGCGAGCAGGGGCCGAAGGCGAUGAAGGCGCCGAGAGACGUGGUCGGAGGACGACGCCCAGUCCCCAGACGGAUGCUGUUAACCCUUUCGCCGACCCAGACACCUCGCAACGCAGGCCGGUGCAGCCCAUCCGAAAUCCCUUUGAAGAUGAGAAAGAUAUCGAUGAGAAAGACAUUGACAUCAUGCGGGAUUCGUUUGCUCUUGAAGAGGACGAGGGACCACCGGUGCCGGUGAGGUCACCUUUGCGCACGGUGUCCCCGGUGGAGAUUCCAAGUGAGCAGAAGCCACUCCAGGCAACGACGAUAUCUCCGCCCAGGUCGCCGAUACAGCGUCCGGUCGACCGUCAGAGCAUGUCGCAGGCGUCGGGCCUGGCGCGUGAGAUCACCCCAGACAUUCCUGAAAACACCCAACCAUACCGACGUGCUUCGGAUCAAAGUAGUCAACAGUUAAGUUCAUGGACGAGCUUUUUCAAGCGAGGUGGUCGACGGAAAGCUAGCACCACCGAUCGUGGUAGGAGCACACCAUCCGAGUUUUCCAACACUUCCCGAGAAUCUUUCGCGCGGAAGCAACAACCUCCACCAGUUGUUGUCCCCCGUACGUUUCGGAAAUCCGAUUCCUCGGGCGUCCCCCAGCGGACCAUGUCGAAGUUCCGUGAAGACUUGCCAGACUUUCCUAUCUCGCCUCCCGAUUCUCGCGUGCAGUCACCUGAGGCUACAAAUGCUCUCCAGACCAGCUCAGGGCAGCAAUUGAGCAACCUCGACACUAACUCGAGCAACCCCGCCCUUAACAAAUCCGCAGCCGAAAGACGACCUGGGCAUCCCAUGGACAUUGACAGUGCCGGAAUAGCACUGUCAGGUGUAGCAUUAUCCCAAUCCCUUGCAUCGGUCGAUUCAGAGGGGUCCUGGCUAUCAGGAAAACCAGUAAAAGGGGUGUCCGGUGGAUCGAGCAACCCGACAAGGCACAGCCAGUCAUCUCUUCUACCUCAGACCAUGCCUGGCGCAUUUGAGACGGAGGAAGUGGGGCUUGCCGAUGAUGAUUAUCUGAAUCGGCUCACCCCAGGACCAACCCGACGGCGCGAUUCGGAUAAUUCGAUAAGUCGAAAAGCAAGCAGCACGGUGAUUGAUCUUGAGAGGGAGAGGCACCAGAGCCCCGUGCCAGAAAUGCCUCCUGUCCCCGCGCUGCAGACAGGCGAGGAGAAAUGGCAUGAGGGUCUUGGACGGCAGGCCACCGUGAUUCGCCAGCCCAACCGGACCAAAUCAACAGAGGGCAUAUUGAGGGUACUUGGGACCGACACUCGCGAAGGAUCCCGCCGGUCUAGUUUAGAAGGACAGGCGGAGGGGGAUGAAGAGGUUGGAGAUUCGCCCGCGACGGAGGCCGACAAGGCGGAAUUGCAAGAAGCUCCGAUUUUAAGAGCACGAAGUGUGGAAUACAAGGGACAUGCCAGGCAUAUCAGCGCAGGAAGUGCGAGGCUACUGGAUAUUCGGCGGUCGUCAAUGCAGUCGGAUGCUGCUCCUCGAAGUCCAAGUCUUCCGCAAACAGUCACGUCUGUGCAACCAGCACAGUGACCGGUUGCGGAAGAAGGAGACUAACCGGGAUCUCGAAGGCACCUCGCCUUUUUCUUUUGUCUUUCAUCUGUUUCCCUAACAGCGAGAUCUGGUAUACACGAAACACUAUGGCGAAUUGGCACAAACACCGACGAUAUUGAUGACAAGACAAAUACCCCCACCUCACUCUUUACAGCAGCACUGAGAAUAUCCCAUUUGUGGUAGGGCUAUCGAUCUGAAUCCUGCGUUAGUAGUUGCUUGGAAGCUGAAUGUACGAUGGAGGACUGAACUACGACGGAAGCGUUGAUUUGAAGCCCAAAAUUUUUGAAACUACACAGAGGUAGUGGAUUUGCCAUCGAUUGUCUGCCGACCAAAUCAUUUGGCAUGAGGAGCUGGAAUGAGACAUGUACUACAAUUACCACCAAAAUAGGAGAAGGCGUGAGAACUUGAAGACAGCAACAACUAUGGACACAUGUGUUCGCGAUGCAAACAUGGGCCUCGAUGGCCGACCAAGACGGAGUCAUUUCCUUCUGUACGUCGAACAAGUUGCGCAGCUGUGACACAUCUAUAUAGAAUAGUCAUUGCUGACGGCUUGUUCACGUUGUUGUAAUUAAAUUGUUCGAGUUCUGGGCUGCAAGCUGGUCUUCCGGCCGACUCGAUUACUCAGCGUGUGGAGAUAAUGCACGAUUAAAGCGGCCACGCUAUAUUGCCCGAUAUAUUAG
Exophiala dermatitidis NIH/UT8656 is the source of this 4048-nucleotide messenger RNA. RefSeq lists its product as uncharacterized. The transcript has a single exon. The record is from RefSeq and is a predicted model, not a curated record. Lineage: Eukaryota; Fungi; Ascomycota; Eurotiomycetes; Chaetothyriales; Herpotrichiellaceae. Bases 765 to 3347 code for a protein of 860 amino acids.